This is a messenger RNA of Rhodamnia argentea, 6474 nucleotides long. Its product is annotated as calcineurin-binding protein 1. The transcript has 19 exons. Gene Ontology annotation, molecular function: nucleosome binding; protein binding. Bases 237 to 6254 code for a protein of 2005 amino acids. Gene Ontology annotation, cellular component: nucleus. The record is from RefSeq and is a predicted model, not a curated record. Lineage: Eukaryota; Viridiplantae; Streptophyta; Magnoliopsida; Myrtales; Myrtaceae. Gene Ontology annotation, biological process: chromatin organization.
CCUUCUUUACCGCCCCAAAACGACGCAGUUCACCGCCGUUCCGCGCCAUUCUACUCCGGCGCCGGAAAGAAACGUCUCUCCGCUGCCGACCUUCUCCUCCUCGUCCGGUUCACUCAACCAAAGUCUUAACAGAACCCAGAACUCACACCCACUAACUUUUAUUCUGUCGCAGGAAGAAGACACGGUCUAACGCCCUCGCGCGGAGAAGCUCAGAGGAAUUGUCGAAGGAGCUCGAGAUGUUCUCGAUCGCUGCUAUCAACGAUACGGAUUCUAAGGGGCAAUGGGAGCCUUUGGCGCCCUCCAAGGAAGCCCAGGAAUUUCAUCUUUCGCAAACUUAUCACGAAGGACUUCUCAAAUUACAUGCUAAGGAAUAUGAGAAGGCGUGUGAACUGCUGGAAACUGUCCUCAAGGAUCCCCUCAUAUCAAGCGCUCAAGUAAAUGCUGGUGCUAGUGACGGUCAUCUUUUGCAGCUCAGAUUUUUGGCUUUGAAGAACCUUGCUACAGUCUUCCUUCAACAAGGUUCUGCCUAUUAUGAAAGAGCAUUGCAGUGUUAUAUACAAGCUGUAGAAAUUGAUGCCAAAGAUUCUGUUGUCUGGAACCAGCUUGGUACGUUGUCAUGUUCAAUGGGCUUGCUAAGCAUUUCGCGUUGGGCAUUUGAGCAAGGGCUUUUGUGCAGUCCCAACAAUUGGAAUUGCAUGGAGAAGCUACUGGAAGUUCUUAUAGCAAUUGGUGAUGAGGCUGCAUGCGUCUCUGUCGGAGACAUGAUUUUGAGGCAUUGGCCAUCCCAUUCUCGUGCUUUGCAUGUCAAAAGUGCCACUGAAGAAACAGAAACAGUCCCAUUUGCUCCUCGAGGAAUUGAUAAGCUGGAGCCUAAGCACGUCCGUCUCAAAUUCCCUGAUAAACGAAAAGCAGCCAAUGACAAUCCUGACAUGUGUGCUCCUGUCAAGAGGUUGAAUCAGAAAGUGGAGUUGCUUUUAGCAGAAGCUUCAUGGAGUUCUGUCGUUAGUGGACUUCUUGACAUUUUACUUCCUUUGAGUGGUUGUGAUUCUGAGAGGGAUGACAAGGAGCAUAGAUCUGGGGAUGUUUGCUUAGAUAUUAAACUGCCUUCCGUCUUGGAAAAUGUAGUCCUGCCUUUGCACAAUGAACUGCUUAAUGCUAAUUCAGUUGCUGAAGGUAUGUCUCAGGGUGAUUCUGAUGUGGAAAGAGCAAUUACUUUCAAGGAGAAGGCAGUGAGUAAUUUUGAGGAACAACCUCAAGAAAGGAGGAGUACUCGUCUUGUGACUCUUAGGAGUCGUAAACCAGGAAAGGAAGGAUCUGAAUUCGCUACUAGUAAGAAUCUUGCAGAAGUCAUUAAAUUUUUAGAACCUUUUAUUGUGGGAUCAAAUGAUAAAGGUUCUAAUGGCUGUGAUAGCUGUUCUACAGCAUCUCAUGAGUCUGCCACCACAGUGGAGUCGGAGUUCUAUGAUGUUACAAGAUUUGUGAAAGAAACUUCGAAAAAUUAUGGGGCUUACCAUGUAUCUCACUUGCUAUUGGAAGCAGCUGCAACUAGACGUCUGACAUACCUGGAUCCAUGUAUUAAAUUCUUAGAGAUGGAGAAAUUGACAAGACACUGGGGCCAGGACAGGACCCUGGAAUGUAAUGUUUUUCUUGCUGAACUUUACUAUGACAUUGGUUUAACUUCUUCUGGGGAGUCUGGGCUUUCCGAUUUUGUCUCCGACGCAUCUUAUCAACUCUGUAAGAUAAUCGAACAGGUGGCUUUGGAAUAUCCUUCAAAUUCAUGUAGUGAAUUACGAGAUAAGAGUUCAUCUUUAGCCGAAAGCUUUCAAGGUUCUGACCUUUCAUCUUCUGAUGCAUCUCCAUAUCAGGAUACGGUACAAUUUUCUCCACCGAUUGAGAAUAACAGUCCUUUUUGGAUUAGGUUCUUCUGGUUAAGUGGACGGGUCUCUCUCUUGGAAGGCAACAAGGCUAAAGCUCUUGAACAAUUUUCCAUGUCCUUGUCGCUUUUAUUAAGGAAAGAUAGUAAUAGUGGUCAGUCAUCUGUCCGUUUGCCGCACUGCAAGACUAUCAAAGAGCUAACAGUUGAUAGGCUUGUUUAUGAGAUUAACAUGCUAAAGGUUGAUCUUUUGCUAGAGAAAGUAAUGGAAGAUAUGACUGAAAAAGAACUGUAUCUUGACUGCAUUAACCUGCUGGCUCCACUUGUUUUCUGUACGGUAGAUGUGCACAUUGACCUGGGACCCUUGUCGGUCACUACUGGCGAAAAUGGUCAGGGGAUGACCUAUAUUGAGCUACGGGCCCUAGACACAUUGAUUAAGGCUGGUGAGAGCACAAAACCAAUGGAUAUAGAGGUCAUUUUGAAAUCUCGACAGCGGAAGCUGCAGAUACUAGUGGUAGCAGCUGGUGUAGAUGACUUACAUUUGUCGAGUAAACUCUUCCAGAGAAAAUCAGGGUCUCUUCAAAUAUCGUCAUCUGAAACGGAGUCAAAAGAAAGUUUUACCAAGCGCUGGAAUUGCUUGGUUGUUGAAGAAAUAAAGGCAAUUUCACAAUGUGUCUCAAAAGCCAAGGAAUUCAUCGAUCAAGAUGGAGAUCGUAACGGUGUUGCCAUUCUAAAGAGCAGCAUUCGAGAUAUUCAGUAUUUGCUGCUGGCAGCUAUGUGCAAUGUUGCAAGGACACUUUCCUCUAGGACCUUUUCUGGGUCUGUGACUGUUGAUCAGACUGAACAAAAGCAAAGAGGCGCCUUUCUUGAUGCAGCCAUUACGUUCUGCAAAUUGCAACACCUGGACGGUAGUGCAGAUGUUAAAACUCAGGUUGAAUUGAUUGUGGCAAUUCAUGAUUUGCUGGCUGAAUAUGGGAUAUGCUGUGCGGGAGAAGGUGGCGCAGGCGAGGAAGGGACAUUUCUUAAAUUCGCAAUAAAGCAUCUGUUGGCCUUGGAUAUGAAGCUUAAAUCGUGUUUUCAAAAUGGGGAAGAUACUCAACAAAAUAUGCAGCUGUCUGAAGAUAGUUGCCGACGAACAGAUGGAAUAGAUAUGGAAAUUGCAUGUGAUGAAGUCAGUGAAACUAGUUUUUUGGAAAAGGAUCUUUCUAGGGGGAUAUAUUCUGACAGCAUUUCGUCCGUUGAUGAUAAAAUUCAGGAGGUUGAACACCAAAAGGUAUGCGGCAAUGAGUAUAAUCAGAAUACUGAAGGAGGGGAGCAUCAAUCAAGGGAAUGUCAAGAUGAACUGAGUGAGGAGGAAAGAGAAGAACUUGAGUUGAAAAUUGAUCAGGCAUUGGAUCAAUGUUUCUUCUGCUUGUAUGGUCUAAAUCUUAGAUCUGACUCAAGCUAUGAAGAUGAGUUAGCCACUCACAAAAAUACUAGUCGUGGAGAAUAUCAGACCAAAGAGCAGUGCGCUGACGUUUUCCAGUAUAUUCUCCCUUCUGCUAGGGUGUCAUCUAAAACUGGAUUAGUCAAGCUUCGCAGAGUCUUAAGAGCUAUACGCAAGCACUUCCCACAACCUCCAGGAAACGUGUUGGAUGGAAAUCCGAUAGAUAGAUUUCUGGACGAUCCUGAUUUAUGUGAAGAUAAACUCUCAGAAGAAGCUGGAUCUGAUGGGUUCCUUCAAACCAUGACAAAGAUGAUAUUUUCAACCACGGGAGGCGUCAAGCAGUACAAGAAAUCGGUAGUAGGAAGCUCUGAACCAUAUCUAGAUGUUUAUCGGAACUUGUACUUUUUCCUGGCUCAAUCCGAAGAAAUGAGUGCAUCUGAUAAAUGGCCUGGCUUCGUUCUCACAAAGGAAGGUGAAGAAUUUGUACAGCAAAAUGCGAACCUUUUUAAGUUUGAUUUGUUAUACAACCCUUUACGCUUCGAGAGUUGGCAACGACUUGCAAAUAUAUAUGAUGAGGAGGUAGAUUUGUUGCUAAAUGAUGGCAGUAAGCAUAUAAAUGUUUUGGGAUGGAGGAAAAAUGCUGCUUUACCGCAAAGAGUAGAAACAAGUCGAAGAAGAAGUAGGCGGUGCCUUCUAAUGAGUUUGGCUCUAGCUAAAACACCAGAUCAGCAGUGUGAGAUUCAUGAAUUAUUGGCACUAGUAUACUAUGAUAGCCUUCAGAACGUGGUCCCUCUCUUCGAUCAGCGAUCUGUUCUACCCACAAAGGAUGCAGCAUGGACAAAAUUUUGCGAGAAUUCAAUGGAACAUUUUAGGAAAGCAUUUGCAAAUAACCUUAAAUUCGAUCAUCAUCACUAUAAUGAUGCUUUGGCUGCCUGCUGCAGACAGGAUUGGUCACAUGCAUUCUACAUGGGGAAACUCUGUGAAAAGCUUGGAUAUGCACCUGAGAGGUCAUUAUCAUAUUAUGAUAAGGCUAUUGCUUUGAAUACCUCAGCAGUUGAUCCUGUAUACAGGAUGCACGCUUCACGAUUAAAGUUGCUUUGUAAACAUGGGCACCAGAAUUUAGAGUAUUUAAAGGUUAUUUCAUCGUAUUCCUUCAAUCAGUCAACAAGGAAUGAAGUGAUAGAUAUCCUUGGGAAAGUUGGUCCUGAAGUUUACAAUCCUCUGGUAAAUAUUAUAGGGAUCAGUUGUCAAAUGAAUCCAGAGAGGAAGCCUGAGGAAUUGCGCCAGAUGGAAGAUGCUUGGAACAUGCUUUACAAUGACUGUCUCUCCGCCCUUGAAACCUGUAUUGAGGGGGAUCUUAAACAUUUUCAUAAGGCCAGAUAUAUGCUUGCUCAAGGGUUACACAGAAGAGGCAAAAGGGGUGAUCUGGAAAGGGCAAAAGAUGAGCUGUCCUUUUGUUUUAAGUCAUCUCGCUCUGCAUUUACAUUUAACAUGUGGGAGAUUGAUGGGAUGGUUAAAAAAGGAAGACGCAGAACCCCUGGCAUUGCUGCAAACAAAAAAUCCCUUGAAGUUAAUUUACCAGAAAGCUCAAGAAAGUUCAUUACGUGCAUCCGGAAAUAUUUGCUGUUUUAUCUGAAGCUAUUGGAGGAGGCUAAAGAUAUCUGUACGCUUGACAAGGCUUUUAUAUCAAUUAGAGCUGAUAAAAGGUUCUGCUUAUGCAUAGAGGAUCUAGUUCCAGUUGCGCUUGGAAGGUAUAUUAAGGCCAUAAUAGCAUCGAGGCUCCAGGCUGACAUUCUCAACUCUGGGACAAACACUUCUGAGCAUCUUCUGGAAAAGCUGUUUGGUUUGUUCAUGGAACAGGGGAAUCUAUGGCCUGAUGUUUGCAGUUUGCCCGAAUUGAAAGGCUCAGAAGUGUCGGAAGGCAGUCUAUAUGGGUAUCUCCAUCAAUAUAUAAAUUCACUCGAGAGAAAUGGCAAGCUUGAAACUAUUGAAGCUAUCAAUGAGAAGGUUCGGAAGCGUUUUAAAAAUCCAAAGCUAUCCAACAGUAAUUGUGCAAAAGUCUGCAGGCAUGCUUCUAUUGCUUGGUGUCGAUCUCUUAUCAUUGGUUUGGCAUUGAUCACACCUCUAGAACCUGGAAUUUCAUCUGAUAUCCAGGAUCUUCAUCAGACAGAUAAUGGGUUAGAAAGCAGCCAGUUCCUUUGUGUAGAUCUACAGACAAGUGAAUUGUGGAAUCCUUCGUUUGAGGACGCAAGCCAGUUGAAACAUCUGGAGAUAAGAUGGGGCCCAGUAUUGUCUAAGGUUAAGAAUACUAUAGUAAAGAAAGCUUCAGAUGAAAAUCUGGACACUGUAAGAGAUCUUCUUAGAUGCUUAUACAACUUCUACCGGGAAAGCUCCUCCAUAACGCUCCCGUCAGUUGUGAAUCUUUAUCUAGUGCCAUAUCAGUUGAUACGGGGAAUACAAUCUCAAACAGCAACGGAAGGGGUAGAAAUUCUUGAUGUUAGCAUUCCCAGAAAGCUUCUUUUGUGGGCCUACACACUGUUGCAAGGCCGUUAUGCCAGUGUUUCAGCUGUUGUAAAGUACUGUGAAGAAAAUGUUAAGCCGAAGAUGAAAAAAACAGUUGGGCCCUCCUCAACAGCAUCAACUGCAACUGUACCUAACACCAGCACUGCAUGCCCAGGUGGAGCUAAAGAUGGAGUGACCUCAAACCCUUGUCCAGCAGGCGGCGAAGUGGGAGCUCCUGCUUCCGCAAGCGCGAGUACAGCUGCUGAAGAUAGGAGUGCCGUGCUAUCCCAUGAAGAAGAUCGAGACAGAAAUAGUGUAAAUCUACAGGUUUGCCCUAACGGCAGUAAAAAGAGUUUGUUUGUCGCUCCCCAACUGCAGCAAUGUCGGAAUAGCUCGGUUACAGACAAGGGCACUUCAAAAGCACAUGAAGGAGAAGGUCCCAAUGAUGGCUGACUUUACUGCUGUACCAUUUUGUGUUGAAAAAAGUUGUUUGCAUGUAUUGAUGCAUUCUCUGCUCUCCUUUAUUGUUUUUUUUUUUGGCUAUAUCUUUCUCGGCAAUCGUCAUUCUCUCCUGGUCUUUCCUUGUAUAUGCUGAAUUAGAGAAAGUAAAGGGGUAAAAAGUUGCACGUGUUAUCAACAUUUUCAGUGGAAAUAAAGAAAGAAACAUUAGGAA